Ahaetulla prasina is the source of this 552-nucleotide messenger RNA. RefSeq names its product claudin-15-like. Gene Ontology annotation, biological process: cell adhesion; bicellular tight junction assembly. Lineage: Eukaryota; Metazoa; Chordata; Lepidosauria; Squamata; Colubridae. Gene Ontology annotation, cellular component: bicellular tight junction; plasma membrane. Gene Ontology annotation, molecular function: structural molecule activity. The record is from RefSeq and is a predicted model, not a curated record. Bases 1 to 552 code for a protein of 183 amino acids. The transcript is spliced from 4 exons.
AUGGCUUUGAAAGCUUUUCAAAUACCAGCAUUGCUUCUUGUUUUUCUGAGUUUUAUAUUUUUACUUGCUACUACUGCAUCCAGCAAUUGGAGAAUAUCAAGUAUAGUCAAUACUACAAAUUGGAAGUAUGAAGGUCUAUGGAUGAAUUGCGAAGCUACUUCAUUGGGUUUCAUUCAGUGCAAUACAUCGUACUUGCUGUUAAGUUCAGACACUUUUAUUCAAGUAUGUCGUGCCCUGAUGAUUUCAUCCCUAGUGUUGGGGAUAUGUGGAACUCUGCUGGCAUUACUCAGUUUGAAAUGCCCUCAGCUUGGUUUCAGUGAUGAAAAAACAAAAGGAAGGAUUUCCAUGAUGAGUGGAAUGGUAUUUGCUUUGGCAGGUCUCUCAUCAAUGGUUGCUCUUUCGUGGUAUGCAGUAAAUGUUAUAACUGAGUUUUUUGAUCCUUUCUAUGCUGGAACAAAAUAUGAAAUGGGAUCUGCACUGUAUCUAGGUUGGACUGGUUCCCUUCUUUCCAUAGUUGGGGGAAUCCUGUUGACAUGUUCAUCAUGCAAAUGA